CUUACGGUAUCGUCAACUACACAUUAUCAUCAGAACUUCUAUUCAAUAUCAUUCUAUCACUCAACAUGCACAUCAUGACCAAGAAAGUGUUGCUUCGUAGUUUUUUCUUGGAAUUGCUCCUCGGUACCUCCAGACUGGGGUCUGUCGCCUUCGAGCUGCUUCGAACGGGGCGUAGUGGGACGGGUGACGAUGGAGGUAGAAGUUACAUGCUCCUUGCGAGGUGACCAUGCAAAAAAUCAAAUUGUUAGCCGCGAAGUGAUGCCAUAGCGUGUGUUUGAAACUCUACUUUUUUAGAUAUAGUUUUUUUUUGACACCUUGACACCGCUAUAAUCUUGUUCGUUGAAUUAUGACCAGCCCGGAUGGCAGUUGAGAAAAUUGCAGCCUUAGCGGCCAACGAUCCGCCUGAGGCAGAGUAUGAACAUCUUCCGUUUCCAGUCGUGCGAGCGCAUCCGAGCGAAUCCAUGACACUAGACCCGCCUUUUGUAUUCUUCUCUUUAUUUUUUUUUAAAUCAAUGCCUUACACUCUUUGGCUUUAAAGUUAUUUUUUUUACAAGUAGUACUAUCUAUUAUUUGGAUUUUCAUAGAUUCAGAGCGGCAGCUGAAUCGUGUUUGCUGGUGCGUCGGUUAUAACUGGAAUAUAGAUGUAUAAUUUCCUUCGAGAGGCGUGCUGCAAAUCUAGACUCGUCCUCCCAAAAAGAUCGCCUUUUUGGGAGGGUGUGGGUCCCGCGACGCUCAAAGCGCACAAAGUAAAUUAGCCGGCUAAUUUCCCUCGAUAGUUCGGAGGUCGUUCGUAACCCUAUGUAUUCGCAGAAUAUAGAUGUAUGUCAAAGCGAACAAUGUAAAGAAUGGUCACCUGAUCUCACUCUGUCGUACUACAGGCUUGGCGAUUCUACACUUUGCAUGCUGGUUUCGUCAUUGAGGACGGGUCCUCUGAGCCAGCACAGCAAUUGUGGUGCUUAGAUGAGUUCCCGGAUGCGAAUCGAAUUUUUACUGAUCUGAUAGGCAGGGGCGAAGGGAAUCGUGGCGUGUUCUUGCUAGACAGAAAUCGAGUUUUGAUGGACUCGUCUAAGAGUAGUGGAACAACGUGCUCGACCGCUGUAACUACUGGCCCAGGGCGAGCAGCAACGAACGUCACCACGACGUCGACGCUGCCAUCACCAGCCGGCCCCUGUACUGGUUCUGCAUUUGCAGGCGCUUGCACUGCUGCACGAUGGGAAACAGAAGAGCAGACAGCUGCGGCUACAAAAUCUAUAUUCGGCACAUUUCUGCGUGGUAGGUCUGCGUCAACCGGUUCGAGCGCGGAUACGGAAGGACGCGAGACUACCUGCUCACUUGGUGGAGCACAGGAUAAUGUGGUGCGCCACAUGGAGCAGAACUAUAUUCAGCUAGACUUCGAGGUUGUAGAACGCACUACCUGGGGGAAAUCGCUCGCACUGAGUUUAUGAAGAGCUGCAGCAAUGUCUCUGUAACAAUGAAGUGCAACUGAUUCCAUCUAUCCAAUAGAUAUUCUCCCCUUGUGAGCUAUUCGCCCGUCGUGGCUAAAAGUGAUUACUGCUUCGUUCGCAUUGAUUUCGACGCUAAGAAGCAAAGAAAAAGGGCUCACUAAUAUGGGGAGUCAAAAAUGUUCUAUUAGAGGAGUUGCUCAUGAGGGUACUGUCUCGUUCUGGAUUCAUCAGAAGAUAAGAAGCAGCUAGUGGAUACGUGGAAUCGCUUCCUUACGGCCGCUAUUGGCCCUGAAAAUCGUCAUGCCGCGGUCGCCCUUCUAGGCUGUUCUGUCGUAUACUCACCGGGUCGUGUGAUCGACGAAGCUGCAACCAACAACACAAGAACUGCUGGCAGCGAGAACACCACCGGUGCACUCACAUCACCAACUCCUUCCUCUCCACCUGGUGUCUCUUCUCUGGCACGGCGUUCUGCUGGUGCAGGAGCAUACCGCUUCUCACUCUGGAUCGAUCCCUCAGAAUUGGUGAAGCCGCAACGAACCGGCAAGGGCGCUGCGGUACGCAACCGGGCCAGCACAGCCGCCACUUCCGCAGUUGAGAAGCUACUGCUGAAAGAUUGUACUGCGACAGAGGACAGUGAUGAGCAAAAGAAAUCUGCCACGACGGUUGAAGACACUGUGACGAACUCGCGUGCUCAAGGUGAAGGUGCAGAGGAAGACGCAACAAUGGCAGUGGAUGAGGACAAUGAGGGGUCGUCUGGUGCUCCAACUACUUUCUUGAGCUUGGGUGCAACUGGUUUCUUGCGACGUUUUCUUGGUGGUGGUACUACGACGACGACUUCCGGCAACAAGGCCACCAACGCGACCACCUUGCUGGGGUACAAUAAAACGACGGCUGCUCCCUGCUCUCCACCUGCGAUCUCAACCACAUCAACUAGUAAUGGCUUUUAUUAUAACAGCAAUCCUGCCACAGGCACACCAGGAGAUUGCACCACCAUGGACCCCAGCGUGGAGAUGACGCUUUCGCAAAACAAUGAUGAUGAAGAUGACGAAUUUGUCUUGGUCACUCCCACGGCUGCUAGUCAAGAGAAAAAAGCAGAGCUUGUGGAAUCGGAAGCACAGGUGACAGAAACGUGCAUCCAAACUGAGUGCGCCGGCCACGAAUCGGCAAUGAGCACAGCAGGAUCUGAACCUGGGGAGCGUGAAUCUCCGUCCGAUUCUGACUCUUACGAGAACUAUAGUGUCAUUGGUUUUGUUCCUCAUCCGUGGUCGUCCUCAUCCUCUUCUUCAUAGCUGCAUAUGCACAUUCCACACACUGUCGUUCUAGACAUCGACCUGAUCGUCUUGGAACUCUACUAUAACUUCUGAUUGGCCCCCCAUGUAAACGAAACCUAGUACAGUUCUUUUUUUCUACUGAUUUGAAUAAUAGUUAGAAGAAUCAGUAUGUGAUAGUGAUGAUCACGGCACCAAUUAAGUACGCUAUCUAGUACUUCCUUCAUUUUGAUACGCGGCAAGCUUCGAACGCCGCACGAUCUAAAGACGAGAAGUCGAUUUUUCUCUUCUUUGAUCGCCAGAUACGUGAUCUCUACGCUGAUUUUCCGAACCAAGGAGCUCCAGGAAUCGCCGAGCGUUUGCGUUAUGGUGUCCAGAAACUUAUGCCUGGCAGACCUGCAAGUGCAACGAGUUUUGUAGUAACCAGCAGUGAGUCACAUUUAGAUUUACUCACUGCUACAGAAUAAGAAAGAUAGAUUUGUUCCUCGACGAUGGAAUCGCUUAAGACAAAGCAUACUUCAUUCGUGAGGAGCUGAUGCAGAUCGAGCAUCGAGUGUUUUCGGCAGAGGAAGUCGCCCCGCGCCUUCGCCAGUGGCACCACAUUCCUGGUCUGGCUGCACUUUCGCUUCAAGCUAUCAUUGCACAGGCACCGUCACAGUCGAGCAUUAUGAUGCUGCUCAAUUUUUGUAUGUCUAUGUGAUUGUCUCUAUACGCAUAGCGCUCACAUGAAUGUCCGCGUAUCUACUAGGUAUGCUCGCCCUCUCGAUCUUAAUCCUGACUUAUCGGAUGAGCAGGAGAAAAAAUGACAUGGUCCCUUGUGCAGUUUCCCUUUACACUAGCUGAAGAUAGUAGAAUUAAAGGACCGUCUCGUCGUCUUCACUAAAGCGCUAAUGGUUGCAACAGUAGGAGUGCAGCUUCGUCAAGUGCAUCAUCGGACACCUCAUCUGGCCAGGGUAACAGCAGUUCCGGAGGCGUCGAUCAAAGUCCCUGCAGCGACGACGUGAGUUACCGCUUCAUCUUGUGGGUGCACAAGGGAUUUCUCGUGCAUAGUAAUGCUUACGCUGCUCACUUUUACGACUAUGGCUGGGCCGGCUCGCAAUGGACUUACGGAGGUACGAGCAAAGCCACGAAUCGAAUUCGCGAGCCUAAAGCGGAUACUAUCGUCCACGACGUGUUGGUUAACUAUCGCACAGUGACGGUUCGCAAGCGUGACCUGCCAUUGGAGAUAGACAUUACGGUAAAACUCUACUGUGUGUUCCUUUUUGGCUUUCUUGAAGAUCUGACGAUCUAUCCUAAUUUGCGCGCGACUGCCUGAGACUGCCUGCAUUCUUCGACGAAAAAUCCGACCAUAUUCUCAGAAUGUUGAUUCAUCCAUUCCUACGUGCAUGCAAAACUACAACAAAUAAUUCAGAACGACCCCGAUGAGUUCCCAGUGAAUUCGGAGAGGCAGGUUGCACAAUUGACCUCGCGGAUUCAAGAGCUUUUGAAUCAUCGCCGCGUCACGAGUUUCAUGGUGACUGGCAACUUCAACAGCAUGCCGUACGGGACCGUCCACGUCAAAGCGGUGUAUCGCGUGGAGAAAAAGCCGUCUUCUGCUCGGCCAUAA
Molecule: messenger RNA, 4319 nt
Organism: Amoebophrya sp. A25
Lineage: Eukaryota; Dinophyceae; Syndiniales; Amoebophryaceae
Source: the annotation of a GenBank genome assembly